This is a messenger RNA of Thermothelomyces thermophilus ATCC 42464, 1218 nucleotides long. Its product is annotated as stomatin-like protein. The record is from RefSeq and is a predicted model, not a curated record. The transcript is spliced from 2 exons. Bases 136 to 1218 code for a protein of 360 amino acids. Lineage: Eukaryota; Fungi; Ascomycota; Sordariomycetes; Sordariales; Chaetomiaceae. Gene Ontology annotation, cellular component: plasma membrane.
GCCCGUUGUUCACACUGCCGACAAAAUAACAUAAAACAAGACGCCGCUCCAUCGGCCGUCUUCUUGUCAUAACAUCAAUCUUCAUCUCUGGGCAUCGUGUAUGAUACUGAUAUCCACGUUCACAACAAAUUCACAAUGGCCUCAGUCUCGGACCAUAGCGGCCCCAAGGGCAAGGCCCCAACCCCACCGACCACAUCCGGCAAUGGAGGUUUCCAGGCCCAGCAGCCCAUGCGUGUCGAGCCUCCCAAGCCCGAGGAUCUUCAGCGGAGCUAUGCCAGCGUCGUCGACGAGGCGCACUUCCCGGGCUGGUACGGAGCCAUGAUCGACUGCCUCGGCGAGGUUAUCGGCACCUUGGGCGCCAUUCCCUGCUGCAUCUGUUUCCCCAACCCCUUCAAGAGAGUCAAUCAGGGCCACGUCGGCCUGGUCACCAAGUUCGGCCGCUUCUACAAGGCCGUCGAUCCGGGCCUUGUCAAGAUCAACCCGCUGAGCGAGCAUCUCACCUCGGUCGACGUGAAGAUCCAGAUCGCCGAAGUGGGCCAGCAGACGUGCAUGACCAAGGACAACGUCACGCUCAACCUGACCAGCGUGAUCUACUACCAUGUCGUCUCGCCCCACAAGGCCGCCUUCGGCAUCUCCAACAUCCGCCAGGCCCUGAUUGAGCGGACCCAGACGACGCUGAGGCAAGUCGUGGGUUCUCGCAUCCUGCAAGAUAUCAUCGAACGGCGCGAGGAGGUCGCCCAGAGCAUCGGCGAGAUCAUCGAGGACGUGGCCACCGGCUGGGGCGUGCAGGUCGAGAGCAUGCUCAUCAAGGACAUCAUCUUCAGCCAGGAGCUGCAGGAGUCGCUCUCCAUGGCCGCCCAGAGCAAGCGGAUCGGAGAGAGCAAGAUCAUUGCCGCCAAGGCCGAGGUUGAAGCAGCCAAGCUGAUGCGCCAGGCCGCCGACAUCCUGUCGUCCGCGCCGGCCAUGCAGAUUCGCUAUCUCGAGGCCAUGCAGGCCAUGGCCAAGAGCGCCAACAGCAAGGUCAUCUUCCUGCCCGCCGCCAACCAGACCAUGCCCAGUACCGCCGCCUUCAACGCCGCCCUGUCCGGCAACAACAACAACAACAACAUCAACGACCCCUUCGCCGAGGGCAGCAGCACUGCCGACCCCUCCGGCGCCGGCGCCGGCGACUCGGGCUUCCAGCAGGCGCUGCACGCCAGAAUAAUUGAGAACAUCUGA